Messenger RNA from Dama dama (fallow deer), 5039 nucleotides. It is a transcript of the gene CCNT2, whose product is annotated as cyclin T2. Bases 26 to 2239 code for a protein of 737 amino acids. Gene Ontology annotation, molecular function: cyclin-dependent protein serine/threonine kinase activator activity. NCBI's taxonomy places the organism in Eukaryota, Metazoa, Chordata, Mammalia, Artiodactyla, Cervidae. Gene Ontology annotation, biological process: positive regulation of DNA-templated transcription, elongation; regulation of transcription by RNA polymerase II. Gene Ontology annotation, cellular component: nucleus; cyclin/CDK positive transcription elongation factor complex. The transcript has 10 exons. The record is from RefSeq and is a predicted model, not a curated record.
GGGAGCGGGCGGAGGAGGAAGUGUCAUGGCGUCGGGCCGUGGAGCUUCUUCUCGCUGGUUCUUUACUCGGGAGCAGCUGGAGAACACGCCGAGCCGUCGCUGCGGAGUGGAGGCGGAUAAAGAGCUCUCGUACCGCCAGCAGGCGGCCAACCUCAUCCAGGAAAUGGGACAGCGUCUCAAUGUCUCUCAGCUUACAAUAAACACUGCGAUUGUUUAUAUGCACAGGUUUUACAUGCACCAUUCUUUCACCAAAUUCAGUAGAUAUGGUGAAGGGGGUGGUCUCAAAUUGAAUAUGAUAUCACCUACUGCAUUAUUCUUGGCUGCAAAAGUAGAAGAACAGGCUCGAAAACUUGAACAUGUUAUCAAAGUAGCACAUGCUUGUCUUCAUCCCCUAGAGCCACUGCUGGAUACUAAAUGUGAUACUUAUCUUCAACAGACUCAAGAACUGGUUUUACUUGAAACCAUAAUGCUACAAACCCUAGGUUUUGAGAUCACCAUUGAACACCCACACACAGAUGUGGUGAAAUGUACCCAGUUAGUAAGAGCAAGCAAGGAUUUGGCACAGACAUCCUAUUUCAUGGCUACCAACAGUCUGCAUCUUACAACCUUCUGUCUUCAGUAUAAACCAACAGUGAUAGCAUGUGUAUGCAUUCAUUUGGCUUGCAAAUGGUCCAAUUGGGAGAUUCCUGUGUCAACUGAUGGAAAACAUUGGUGGGAAUAUGUGGAUCCUACAGUUACUCUGGAAUUACUAGAUGAGCUAACACAUGAGUUUCUACAAAUAUUGGAGAAAACGCCUAGUAGGUUGAAGAAGAUUCGAUACUGGAGGGCUAACCAGGCAGCUGGGAAACCAAAAGUAGAUGGACAAGUAUCAGAAACGCCUCUUCUGGGUUCAUCUUUGGUGCAGAAUUCCAUGUUAGUAGAUAGUGUUACUGGUGUGCCUACCAAACCAAGUUUUCAGAAACCAUCUACAUCAGCUUUCCCUGCACCAGUACCUCUAAAUUCAGGAAAUAUUUCUGUUCAAGACAGCCAUGCAUCUGAUAAUUUGUCAAUGCUAGCAACAGGAAUGCCAAGUACCUCAUAUGGUUUGUCAUCACACCAAGAAUGGCCUCAGCAUCAAGAGUCGGCAAGGACAGAGCAGAUAUAUUCACAGAAACAGGAAACAUCUUUGUCUGGUAGCCAGUACAACAUCAACUUCAAGCAGGGACCUUCUGUAUCAUUGCAUUCAGGAUUACAUCACAGACCUGACAAAAUUUCUGAUCAUUCUUCUGUUAAGCAAGAUUAUACUCAUAAAGCAGGGAGCAGUAAACACCAUGGGCCAAUUUCUGCUACUCCUGGAGUAAUUCCUCAGAAAAUGUCUUUAGAUAAAUAUAGAGAAAAACGUAAGCUAGAAAGCCUUGAUCUGGAUGCGAGGGAUCAUUAUAUAGCUGCCCAGGUAGAACAGCAACACAAACAUGUACAGUCUCAGGCAGCCAGCAGCAGUUCUGUGACUUCUCCCAUUAAAAUGAAAAUUCCCAUUACAAAUGCUGAAAAACCUGAAAAAUACAUGGCAGAUAAGAAGGAAAAGAGUGGAUCGCUGAAAUUACGGAUUCCAAUACCACCCACUGAUAAAAGUGUCAGUAAAGAAGAACUGAAAAUGAAAAUAAAAGUUUCUUCCUCAGAGAGACACAGCUCUUCUGAUGAAGGCAGUGGGAAGAGCAAGCACUCAAGCCCACAUGUCGGCCGGGACCACAAGGAGAAGCACAAGGAGCACCCUCCCAACCGCCACCACCCGAGCAGUCACAAGCACCCCCACGCCUACAGCGGCGGCAAACACAGUGCGGACGGAGCACCACCCGCUGUCCUGAGGAGUCCUGUUGGCCCGAGCACUGAUGGCAUUUCCUCCAGUUCCAGCUCUUCAAGGAAGAAGCUGCAUAUCAAUGACGCGUCUCACAACCAUCACUCCAAAAUGAGCAAAAGUUCCAAAAGUUCAGGUAGUUCAUCUAGUUCUUCCUCCUCUGUUAAGCAGUAUGUAUCCUCUCACAACUCUGUUUUUAACCAUCCCUUACCCCCUCCUCCCCCUGUCACAUACCAGGUGGGCUACGGACAUCUCAGCACCCUCGUGAAACUGGACAAGAAGCCAGUGGAGACCAACGGUCCUGAUGUCAAUCACGAGUACAGUACAAACAGCCAGCAUAUGGACUACAAAGACACAUUCGACAUGCUGGACUCGCUGUUAAGUGCCCAAGGAAUGAACAUGUAAUCAUUUCUUUAGGUCAAUUUUUCCUUUACUUUUUUAAUUUAAAAAUUGUUAGAAUGGAAAACUUCCUCCUGAUCUAGCAGUGGUAACAUCUGCUGUUACUACCACUGCUUCAAUAUUUGUAAGUGCUGCUUUAUUCUUCAUUCUGAAAAGAAGAGAUUAUAGUAAACAAGUCUUUAUCUCCACAUAUGAUAGUGUUAUAAAUACUGUAAAAGCAUGGAAGGUGCAAAACUCAGUAUUUCUACAAUUGCAGCUAAGAACAUUAGGGUGAAUGGCUGGCUGCUUCUAGGAAUAUAAGAUGCCUCAAGCAUUCGUUUAUUUAUAAUUUGAAUAUUGUAGCUAUUUUUUGUUGUUGCUUGGCUUUUGAAUGAGUGUAAAUUGUUUUCUUUUGUGUAUUUAUACUUGUAUGUAUGAUUUGCAUGUUUCACUGAUAAAGGGAUAAAACAGUAUACUGACAACUGUUUACAAGAAAGUGGAGAAAAAUGUACAUACAUUUUUGUAUGUUUAGAUAUUACCAUAAAUACUCAGGAUUGGAGCUGCUUGUAAGUAUAACAAUAUACAGAAUAACUUUAUUUUAUCUUGUCAGAGUCCAUCACUAAUCUAAAACAAAGGUGGCACUUUCUCAUGUUAACCUUAAACUCUAGGCCUUACUGGAAGCCACUGAAGGGGGACGCUUCACUACCAGAUGGGUAUGCAGUGCCACGGAUGGUUGUUUAUUCCAUGAGGCGCUGAUUCUGCCUUCAGAGGUUCUGACCAGACUGGCUGCUGAAAGAGCCCCUGAUUUUCUGAAGGCUUGAAGAGGAAAAAAUAAAGUUUACAUACUCUUGAUGUGAAGUGCAUUUAAGUGUUUGUUGGCUUGUUGCAGUACUAUAAACACAGAGGUGUUGAUAAUGGUUGUGUAGAUUACUGUGAUUUGAAAACUAAAUUCACAAAAACUUACAUUAGUGCAGAAUUAGUAAGUUUUUUCCUUAAAUAAAGAACUUUAACACUACAUAUUUUAACCGUAAGCAGAAUCGCUUUUCCUUUGGCAUUCAGAAUGACACCAUGUUCUUAAACAUACCCCUCCCUUGAAGUGUGUUUGUGUGUGAUGCCAUAUUUCUUUUUCAGGUAAAUGCAGUCUUCCUUAUAAAAAUGAAAUUAAACCUAUUGCUCUCUCAGUUGUUUUAUAUUCUAACAAUAAAUAAACAAAAAAGGUCACUGACUGUGCAUUGUACCUGUAUUUAUAUCUUAUGGUUGUUAACAGGAAGCUCUCUGAGGGGAAGAAAAAAGGUAAGCCUCCAGAUAAAACAGCUAGUGGAGGUUUUCCCUUUGUUUGCACAUCUCAGUAUAUUCCUGUUGAGGUCAAGUUUGCACAGUCUCCUGACUUCUAAGCAAAUGAUAGACUUUAACUUGUUUAAAAUUGGUCUUAAAUGCCAGUAAUGUGGCUCUGGUUUGUCAACUAAUCUUCAAUUCUGUGGUAAAUCUUUGAGCUGUUGAGUAUCUUUGAGAUGGGUUGAAUUCAACUUCUGUUGAACUGAAAACUGUCUUAAUUUUUUCCUCUAUGUAUAUGAAUUAUUUUUGUUACAAAGCCACUGAUAUGUGCACAAUUGUAAUUUUACUCAAGUAUGUUGCAGUUGUAAAUAUUAGAGUUUAAUCUCGUGCUCUACUUUUAUUUAGCAGUUACCUGAUUUGCCGGUAGCUUUAUAAUUUUUUUUAAGAUAAUUAUUCAUUAUUUUGUCAAUGUUAUUUGAAUUUAGGAUACUAGGAGUCUCUUUCUAGGGACUUUGCCUAGUUAGCAUGUCCUAACUUUGUUCUUGUCUUGCGUAACUUUAGUAAUCUUUGUCAUUACAUGUAACUUUGUUGCUCUGUAUGGCAUAUUGUUGUAUCCAUAAACAUGGUAAUUUUGAUACAGUUAUACCUUUACAGUGGUACAUAAUCCAAGGACUAGUAUAGAAUCAAGAGGAGUGCAAGAUGAGGGAGGGAAGGGGUUUUUUUUUGUUCUUGGUAAUUUAGAUGUGAAACCUCUACGGAGCUAUCAUGUGAAAUGAUACUGGGUGGUUGUGCUACUGUAUAAUGGGGAUGAUAAUACCAGGAAUUUUAAUAAGAUUUUGUAAAGAAUAUCCAGAAAAGUAGUGAACUUAUUUUCAGUAUGAUAUAGAAAACAAUGUGAAUAUUUAAGGUCUGUGACUAUACUUAAACUUCACUAAGAAUUUGCAGAAUUGUUUUGAGAUGUGAGAAUAAAGGUAAUUUUGUUGAAUCUUUUGGUGCUAAUGAUGGACAGUUAAAAAGGUAGCUAGUGUAUAUUGUUAUGGGGAAGUACUUAUUAGUUACUUCCAAAAUUGAAUUUGAAAUGCUAUGUAUUCACUUUUCACUCUGUAAAUGUAAUUCUUUACAAUGACUUUAUUUAUUAAAGGGCAGCCAGUUGUAAUUUUUACAGGGUUGUGUGAGCUAUUCAAACUCUUUAACCUCUGAACAGGAUAUUAGCUUCUAAAACCACAGUGGGGAUAAAAUACGGAAAUUCUUUUAAGUUUCAUUUCCAUUAAAUGAGAACCCUUAUAAUUCAUUUUGCCAUGAAUUUGACCAUCUCGUUUGCAUAAAAUAGUUUAUCAGCCUGGUCCCAGUAGGCUCAACCAAAGAAAAAGACUCCAAUGAAUGGACAUUAUUACUGAGUCUUCUUGUAAGUAGCCAUAAAUAAACCAAAAUAGUAUCAAAUUUAGGUAUGAAAUUCCACAUGUGCAAAGUACUGUUAAGGUAAUACAUUUUGAUGAGAUUUUUAAAAAUAUUUGAACUAUUAAAAACCAUUAUCUUUAAACAUCCUAUAAAA